CGUCAUUGGAGGUGCCUGCUAAGUCAAAACUCAUUUCCAGUACUAGGAGUAUUUUUCCCCCUCUGUCCGAUAUUUGUUGCCUUGUGAUUUGACUUUGUUUAUUCUGCGGACUCUCUGCAUUUUUCCGUGUGGCUGAAAACUGCUCUUGUUUCUGCCUGCAAUUUUUUGUUGUUGAAAAAGGCAGGCUUUCACCCAAAGUUUACGGAUGAUUGCUGCUCGUGGCUCAAUCGGGAGUGGACUGGGACGUUCUUGAAUGAGUUGCAGGAAUAUUGUGCUGAAGCUUUAGCAAAGGACUUCCUACAUAUCCAGGCCAUUGAACAGAUCAGAGGCACAGCCUUUGACGUGAAAUUCAUGGUACAUCAUGGUGACUGCUCGAAGAGUACUAGCAUUAUUUAGCAUAUCAUUAGGUGUGUGUUUAUCGACUACAAUCAUAGAAGGUCCAAAAGAUGCCUUUGCUUUGGUUCACUCUAAUGCCGCAUUCAACUGCACAGUAUCAUUGCCUUGGAACAUUAUCAUCUGGAUGAUAGAGGGCAAACCCAUCCUUACCAUUGUAAUAGGAGGACCAAUUAUUACAAAUCCCCAGUUUGAAAAUCAGAACUACACAACUAGGAGCACAUUUACUUCCGAACUCAUCAUCUCAAGGGUAACCAUGCAAAACAAUAUGACAGUACAGUGCAACAUUCAAACCGAAGAAAUUCGACAGGCAUUUCUGUUUGUACAAGUUGAUGGCCAGCUAUCUUUUGCGACGGAGAUUUCAUCUAUUGAGCAAAACCGUGUCUUCAACAUUGUCUGUAAGGCAGAAGGCUGGAAUCCUGCACCAGCUAUCCUAUGGAAAAAAAACAACACAAACAUUGAUUCAAAAAUGUACUCCACCACUGUCCAGCAGUCUUCAGAAAAUCGCUACAAUACCUUCAGCACUUUAAACCUUACCCUUAGUGUCAGCUCUAAGAUUACGUGCCUGGCCAACAUUAAAGCUCUUCCUCAGCCUAGAACUACUGCGCUAUUCAUCACAGUGAAGCCAACUGCUGACAGGAAUCAGUCCUGGCUAAUUAUUGCCAUUGUGGUGCCCAUUGCUGUGGCCAUCCUGCUUAUAAUACUCAUCAUUGUGAUUGUUAUCUGCCUAAGACGAAGAAAACCCUAUGAAACUCGCUAUCAGAAUGAGUUAAGGAAAAGGUCAUCAAAGACUCCACAAGAGAUGUCCACAAAUGGUAAAGAAAUAUACGGUGUGGAUAACACUGGAAUGUCCAUUGGAAGUGAAAAUGAUUAUCGAUUUUCUCCAAGUUUAACUUCACCUUACUGGAUUGAUAUGAGGUCUAGAGAAAUGAACAGAAACGUUUUAGAGACCCCUCCAGCUCCAGCUGAUAAUUACGGAGUCCAGGAGAGAACACAAAGUCAACCGAUGAACGUUCCCGGUAACCCACGGAAAAUAAGACACAUGACUACCGUAUGAUGGAUUGUGCCAGAGAGGGAUUUUUGUAUUUCAUGUUUUUAUUUAGGAUUUUUAUUUUUGUUUUGUCAAUAGUAAUCUAAUUUGCACUGGAAGUAUUUCGAAUCUGAAUAUUUCCUGGUCACUCACUCGCUGGGUUGAAACGAUGGAUUCCCAGCCAGAGCAGAAUAAAACUGACGCUCUGCACCGCAGCUGUUUGACAGAAACAAAAACUAAACUCAGGGAUAGUGAUUUAUUUUCUCUCCCACAAAGCGGUUUCUCGAAUGAAGGACAAAACCCGCUUCUAUAUCGCUUGUGUUAUUUGGAGUGUAAUUUAUUUAAAUUGUUCGUUAAUCACAGUGCCCUGCUGCUGAAGAAAAGGGAUUUAAAUUGACCUUGCACUUUCACUUGCAGAAUCAAUUCCAUGGUCCACUUGCACUGUCAGACUGUCAGCCAGCACUGUCCUCCAGUAGGAGGAAUGUCAUCUCUGCCUUAAAGCUUAACUCUCUUGUUACUGCCUCCACAUCCACUCCUGAUCGGGUUGGCUGCCUCCCUACUCUUAUUACCCUGACACUAACAUUCAAACUCUUUGAGAGACACAAAAAGCUGGAGUAACUCAGCGGGUCAGGCACCAACUCUGGAGACAAGGAAUGGGUGACGUUUCAGGUCGAGAGCUUUCUUCAGAUCCAAAGACAAUGCCACCUACUCUUUUUCUCCAGAGGUGCUGCUUGACCCGCUGAGCUAUUUCGGCUUUAUGUGUGUCUUAUCUUUGGUUCUUUCCUGCACAUUCAAACUCAAAUUCUUUGAUCUAUUUAUCACCCUGACAACAGGGCCGUACGGUGGCACAGUGGUAGAGCUGCGACCUCACAGCGCCAAAGAUCUGGGUUCGAUCCUAACCUCGGAUGCUGCCUGUGUGGAGUUUGCAUGUUCUCCCUGUGACCGUGUGGGUUUCUCCAGGUGCUUUGGUUUCCUCCCACACUUCAAAGAGGUGGGGGUUUGUGGGUGAAUUGGCCCAAUAAAUUUAGUUUAGUUUAUGAAUUUAGAUUAUUAUUGUCACGUGUACAGUAUAACGUUUUUUUGUUAUUUACUAUUCAGUCAGCGAAAAGAUUCUACAUGAUUACAAUCAUGCUGUUCACAGUGUACAGAUACAGGAUAAAGGGCAUCAUGUUUAGUGCAAGAUAAAUUAAUUGCCCCUGGUAUAUAGGGAAUAGAUGAGAAAGUGGGAUAAGAUAAAAACUGGAGUGAACAGAUGGCCGUCAUGGACCAGAUGGGCCGAAAGGCCUGUUUCCAUGCUAUAUCUCUAAACUAACCUCGCUUUAGCUGCACCUAUUUAUUUGCCUUUCCCGUCUACAGAGAUAACCUGUUGCAGGAGCCACUUCUCUAUAAGUGCCGCCCCAUCUCCCCACACCCCACAGUAGGUUUGCAAACUGUGGAACCAGAUUCCAUUUAUAUAAUGCCUUUCACUAGCUCUGUGCAUCAGCCUGUGAAGAACCUUUUGAAAUACGGUCACUCAUAAUUUUGGAGGUGCAGCCAUUGUAAUCUCCUAAUCUGUCAGUCUCCUAAUCUGAGGAAAGACAUUCUUGCCAUAGAGGUAGUACAGAGGAGGUUCACCAGACUGAUUCCUGGGAUGUCAGGACUUUCAUAUGAGG
Messenger RNA from Amblyraja radiata (thorny skate), 3075 nucleotides. RefSeq names its product immunoglobulin superfamily member 5. Bases 362 to 1450 code for a protein of 362 amino acids. Gene Ontology annotation, cellular component: cell surface; bicellular tight junction. The record is from RefSeq and is a predicted model, not a curated record. Lineage: Eukaryota; Metazoa; Chordata; Chondrichthyes; Rajiformes; Rajidae. The transcript has 9 exons. Gene Ontology annotation, biological process: cell-cell adhesion.